Messenger RNA from Prunus armeniaca (apricot), 735 nucleotides. The record is from the annotation of a GenBank genome assembly. NCBI's taxonomy places the organism in Eukaryota, Viridiplantae, Streptophyta, Magnoliopsida, Rosales, Rosaceae.
AUGGCCACAGUCACUUCUUCACAAGUCCCAUUGCUGUUCUUUGCCAGGAUCUCUGGGCUUCUAGUUGCAGUGCUGGUCCUUUUUUGGGCUUUGUCCUUCAAGUCCAGCUUCCUUCCUCGUCACUCUUCCUCCCAAGAAGACCAGGGCCUCAUCUAUGCAGCUCUUCAUCCUCUGUUCAUGGUCAUUGGCUUUAUUCUCAUUAGCGGAGAAGCGAUUCUGGUUCAUAGGUGGUUGCCUGGUUCAAGGAGUUUGAAGAAAUCAGUGCAUUUGUGUCUUCAAGGCGUGGCCUUGGCUUCUGGGAUCUUCGGGAUUUGGACAAGGUUUCAAGGGAAAGAUGGCAUUGUGGCUAAUUUCUAUAGUCUGCAUUCUUGGAUGGGUUUGAUCUGCAUCCUCUUGUUUGGAGCUCAGUGGUUGAUGGGUUUCCUGAGCUUCUGGCAUCGAGGGGAAGUGCGCACAGUGAGGCUAAGGCUGUUGCCUUGGCACAUAUUCCUCGGACUCUACACUUAUGGUUUGGCCGUGGCCACAGCAGAAACAGGGCUUUUGGAGAAGUUGACAUUCUUGCAAACACAGAGGAAUGUGUCUAAACACAGUGCAGAGUCCAUGGUUGUAAAUAGUUUAGGUCUGGGCCUGGCAUUGGUCAGCGGCAUUGUAAUAUUGGCUGCAGUUUCACCCAAGAAAGUUGGUUCCUUCAUCAAACAGAUGCCGCUGCCACCUCUCAGUCUCCCACCCUACUAA